Messenger RNA from Belonocnema kinseyi, 984 nucleotides. Its product is annotated as acyl-CoA Delta(11) desaturase-like. Gene Ontology annotation, cellular component: endoplasmic reticulum membrane. Gene Ontology annotation, molecular function: iron ion binding; stearoyl-CoA 9-desaturase activity. The coding region runs from base 421 to 786 and encodes 121 amino acids. The transcript is spliced from 4 exons. Lineage: Eukaryota; Metazoa; Arthropoda; Insecta; Hymenoptera; Cynipidae. The record is from RefSeq and is a predicted model, not a curated record. Gene Ontology annotation, biological process: unsaturated fatty acid biosynthetic process.
CAGUUAAAUGUAUGUGUAUGUCGAUAGUUAUUUGUCGCUACUUUCGCGUCAUUCUUCGAUUGUUGUCGUCUACAGACUACAAAUCUCUGUAAAGACGAAGCUUGAAAAACAACGCGAAAAAAUGCAAGCCCGGGAAAAAAAUCAGCAGCGUCAUUCGAAAGGCGAGUAAUAUCCGACGGCAAAGGGUAAAAAAAUGCAAGGAGCAAAAUAGCCUUACUCUGAGAGUUCAUUUUUGAGUUAAAUGGUCAAAGAUGCAUCAGGUGCUAUUAGUACAAACAAAUUUGAUUACGGAGAUUCCUCCGCAUUGCCUGCUGAAAAUACUUCGGAGGAAACAGAACAAGAAAAUGAAAUGGAAAAUGCUAAUGGACUGAAAGUAGAAAAAAAGUUUCAAGCAUCACACUACUUUGGAACCGAAUUACGAUGGACAAGGAUUAUCAUAAUUGCGAUAUGGCAUAUUUAGGCAGUUUAUUUUUUAUUAAUCUGCCCCUUUUCUCAGAAGAAAUUACUUGUCCUAUACAAAACAUAGCUCCAGCAGAAAAUAAGUUUGUUGCCUUUAUAGCGCAAGGUGAAGGUUGGCAUAAUUACCAUCACGUAUUCCCCUGGGAUUAUAAAGCUGCGGAAUUAGGAAAAUACGGAUUCAACCUCACAACAGCAUUAAUUGAUAUGUUCGCCAAAAUUGGAUGGGCUUAUGAUUUAAAAGAACCUUCUAAACAAUUGAUUAAUACAAUGAUCGAAAAGAAUGGGGACGGUUCUCAUUCAACUGCGCAAAUCGAACCUGUCGAUUAAAAUAAAUUAUAUUGAGUCAUAUAUGUUUUGUGAAAUUAAAAGGGGAGAGAGGUGGAGGUAUGUAGCAAAAAAAACGUUACGUAAUAUAUAAGAGUUUGCCAAAAGUAUACAAAUGUUGAAAUGUAUACCUAAAUGAUGAGCACACAAUUUUAAAUCCCGUUUUAUUGGUAAUGUUAGAAUUAAUUUCAUAUUCUAUGU